GCAGCCGCCGGAGGCGAGGGGAGCCCGCCAGUGUGCGAGUCGCCGCUGUCCUGAGCCGCGCUUCCCGCCCACCGCAGCCCAGACUACCCUAAGCGAGCUCCUGCCCCGCUUCCCACCCCGCACCGCCCGGGCGACGACAGACAGUCAUGGGUUGCUUUGAAUGUUGCAUUAAGUGCCUAGGAGGAGUGCCAUAUGCUUCGCUCGUGGCAACCAUUCUCUGCUUCUCGGGGGUAGCGUUGUUUUGUGGCUGUGGCCACGUGGCACUUACAGGAACUGUGUCUAUCCUCGAGCAGCACUUCUCCACGACUGCCAGUGACCAUGCUUUGCUGAGUGAAGUGAUACAGCUAAUGCAGUAUGUAAUUUAUGGCAUUGCAUCAUUUUUCUUCUUGUAUGGAAUAAUCCUUUUGGCAGAAGGUUUUUAUACAACAAGUGCUGUGAAGGAGCUUCAUGGCGAAUUCAAAACAACAGCCUGUGGCCGCUGCAUCAGUGGAAUGUUUGUUUUCCUCACCUAUGUGCUUGGAGUGGCCUGGCUUGGGGUCUUUGGCUUCUCUGCUGUGCCUGUCUUUAUGUUCUAUAACAUAUGGUCAACUUGCGAAGUCAUCAAAUCUCUUCAGACAAAUGUGACAGUUCCAGGGGACCAGAUCUGCGUGGAUAUCAGGCAAUACGGUAUUAUCCCUUGGAAUGCUGUACCUGGCAAAGCCUGUGGCCCGAUCUUAGAGAACAUCUGCAACACAAAUGAGUUCUACAUGUCUUAUCACCUGUUCAUUGUGGCUUGCGCUGGAGCUGGUGCCACCGUCAUAGCGCUGAUCCACUUCCUCAUGAUACUGUCUUCUAACUGGGCCUACUUAAAGGAUGCCAGCAAAAUGCAGGCCUACCAAGAUAUCAAAGCAAAAGAAGAGCAGGAGCUUCAGGAUAUCCAGUCUCGGUCAAAAGAGCAACUCAAUUCUUACACAUAAAUGUUUUUCCACAGUAAUUCAGCAGAAGAGUUCUGUAGCUCUGACAAAUCAACAAAUAGCUGCUCUGCAGUACCGAUGUGUGUCUACCAAACAAAAUUAGAGAGAAGUGCAAAAGCUUCACAUUCCAGCUCCUGGAACACUUUCAUAGGGAAACCUUCCCGCGGGUAAUCUUCCGUCCUUUUUCACACAGAGAAUGGAGGUUUUAUUCCAGGCAUUUUAAAAGGCAACACUUAAAAUAAGUGACCAAAUUCUUCUUCUUAGAGACUUUUGGUGUUUAAUAUUUGAUGCAUUCUAUCUACAGCAUGACGUCCUACACAAAACCCCCGCAGGUGCUCCAGGCCAGCGGGCAGCAGCUCUCUGUACAGACCUUAAGCAAAAGGCACGUGGGACGGCGCCUGGUUUAAGUCUCUCUUGUAGAAACCAAACGACCCCGUGGCUGGGCAGAGGUUCUGACAGACAGCUGUGAGUCAGUCAGUCAGCUCGGGGCACAGCGCCAGCAGUGCAGUUGCCAGGGUUGCGCCGGGGCUGGUUACGAGCGCUCCCCUCUCAGGCUGGGCUCGUUGAGGAUGCAGCAGCCGAGCAGAUGGGCCCGAGUCCUGCCCCGAGUUUUAACCUUUUUAUUACCUAUUUAACGGAAUGUAGAUCCCCCGGAUCCGGAUAAUGAUCCCCCUCCUUUGAAAAUAAAUGUCAGCUUUGCCUUAAUAUUUAUUUUCUAUAAAUGUCUUUGCAUUUAUAUAGUGGCAAGGAGACCAUUAUCCUACAUUUUAAGUAAGUAAGUGAAAAGUGUUACCUUAUUAAAAUGACACUGGUCUGACUAUUCCAACUGAGCGGAUGAGCCAGGUUCGCAGGGUUUUUACACAGCUAAUAAAUAUUACAGCCAUAAAAGCAGAACACAGGAUGUCCACCUUUCUCUUAUCUUGGUGCUUAGCAAAUUUCUAGUCAGUGCUUACGUGUUUUCCUUUUUACAAAUCGGUUAGAAUAUUAAGAAAACGUGGUGUUCAGAAAAAAAACAAAACCAACAAACUGGUGCCAUCUUAAAAAGUCAUUUCCCAUAGAAGUCUGCCUUCUAAUUAAUGUUUUGGGGUUGUUUUUUUUUCAGAAGCAUUCAGUGAUAUCUUGAGUAUUAGUGAUGGUAUAUUUGGUGUUUGUUCUAUAUGAUAUAUAUAUAAAUAAAUGUUGGGGGUGGGGGGAGAAAGUAAAAAUACAUCAGUUGUUUGCAAAACUACAAUAUUAGAGUCAUACCCAUGUUAAGCUGACGUGUGGUUUGAUAGUUUUUGACUGUUUGCUGAAUACAAAAGGAAGCACAAAUUCCUUCAAGUCAGUAUUAAGAGAGAAGGCAGGU
Messenger RNA from Colius striatus (speckled mousebird), 2298 nucleotides. It is a transcript of the gene GPM6B, whose product is annotated as glycoprotein M6B. The coding region runs from base 147 to 956 and encodes 269 amino acids. NCBI's taxonomy places the organism in Eukaryota, Metazoa, Chordata, Aves, Coliiformes, Coliidae. The transcript has 7 exons. Gene Ontology annotation, molecular function: structural constituent of myelin sheath. Gene Ontology annotation, biological process: axon development; central nervous system myelination. The record is from RefSeq and is a predicted model, not a curated record. Gene Ontology annotation, cellular component: myelin sheath; plasma membrane.